Capsicum annuum is the source of this 2661-nucleotide messenger RNA. RefSeq names its product protein ACCELERATED CELL DEATH 6-like. Gene Ontology annotation, molecular function: protein phosphatase 1 binding; protein phosphatase regulator activity. Bases 348 to 2081 code for a protein of 577 amino acids. Lineage: Eukaryota; Viridiplantae; Streptophyta; Magnoliopsida; Solanales; Solanaceae. Gene Ontology annotation, cellular component: plasma membrane. The transcript has 3 exons. The record is from RefSeq and is a predicted model, not a curated record.
CCAUUUCUGAUAGUAUUUGAGCCUUUUCCCUUGUUUUUAUGAGAAAAGAAUCAUAAGAUGAAGUGAAUCUUAAGAGAUCCAAGUAUUACUUUUGUCUUGGGAGGUUCAAUAAGUUCUUAUAACAGUUUAUGUUCAUGAUAUUCUUUCAGUUUUUGACAUGAAAGAGAAAAUACGAAAACAUUAAAAUCCCUUUCUUGUGAUCAAGGCAAACACCAGAUCCCUUUCUUCUUUGAGAUUCAUUAAGAAUCUAAUUAGUUUUUCCUAUAUAAUAAUGUUUCAUCAAAGAAAGCAAAGGACUCAAAGGAUUAUCAUUGGGAAAUCUUGGAUAAAACACCACAUCAAAAGCAAUGGAUCCGACCUUGUAUAAAGCUGCGAUGAGAGGCAAUAUCGGAGAUGCCAAUUUUCUACUUGCUGAUCAUCUGAAAAGGGAUGAAGAAAAUGGCUACCAAGUCACUCCAAAGGGUAACACGGUCCUUCAUGUCGCAGCCCUCUAUGGCCACUCCCAUUUCGCGGCAGAAGUCCUUAAGAUUACUCCGGCAAUGUUAUGCUGUCAAAACAAGAAAAACGAAACCGCUCUUCACAUAGCAGCUAACGAAGGGCACACUGAAGUAGUACUUGUGCUACUUGCACGUAUAGAAGAUCAUAAUAUCAAGGAGAAAUUCAUGAGGAUGAUGGAUGCUGGUGGCGAUACAGCGCUGCACAAGGCUGUGCGGAGCCAACAUCUAGAUAUGGUUAAGCUCUUGGUGAAAGAAGAUCCUGAAUUUGAAUUUCCGCCUAACCAUGCGCAGGAGACGCCACUGUAUCUGGCGGCUGAAUCUGGUUUUCAUGAUGCUUUGAUUAAUAUCUUGGAAUCCUGCAAGAAACCAACUUAUGCUGCAGGUCCAUCUAAUAGAACGCCGCUGCAUGCAGCAGUAAUUCAGGAACAUAGAGAUUGCAUUAGAUCACUAUGGCGAUGGAAUAAGCCUUUAUGCGAGGAACCUGACUUAUGGGGUUGGAAUUCACUGCAUUAUGCUGUUAAAUUAGGAUUGGAGGACGUAGUAUCUGAUAUGCUGCGGUGGAAAAAAUCCUUAGUGUACCUUCCGGCAGGCAGUGAAAAUGACUGGACGACAGCAAUUCACAUUGCAGCCAGUGAAGGUGACGUAAACAUGAUAAAUAAGCUAUUAUAUCACUGCCCUGAUUGUUGGGAUAUGCUUAACAGCAACAAUCAAAAUGCUCUUCAUGUUGCCGUAUUGAACAAUCAAGAUGAGGCAGUCUGCUUCUUAUUAGACUCUGAUGAGUGCGACAACCUUGUUGUUGAUCCAGAUAGCGACGGCAACACUCCUCUCCAUUUGCUUGCUGCCUCUGGUAACCAUGUUCCUGAAUUAAUAAACCAUCCUAGAGCAAAGAAGAUGUCAUUUAACAAACAAAACCAGACUCCACUUGAUAUAGCAUUGUCAUGCACAGCGACAACAAAGAAGGAAAAAUUGGUGGAAGAUUUGUUUAGCAUUGGCCGAUUUGGAAAACGUGACUUUGAGGUAAAGAGGAAGUACGAGUACAUGCCCAAUCCAAAUGCUGAAACGGAAACAGGAGGCAAAAUGCAACUCAAGGAAGAUGAUCACGAUAAAGCUAAAAAGGAAGAUCAAACAGAAGUCGAAAGUAUUAUGAAAGUAGCUCAAUUCCAUAUUGUCGUGGCCACUUUGAUAAUGACAGUCACUUUCGCCGCUGGCAUCACAUUGCCAGGAGGUUUUGAGAGUGACCCCGAUAGCCAUAAUCAAGGGAUGGCGAUUCUAACAAGGAAAACAGCAUUUCGUGCAUUUGCUGUUUCCGAUGCCAUUGCCUUCACAUUCUCAGCUGGUGCCAUAUUCAUCUACUUCCUCAUGGCAGCUCAAAGUAGAAUUCCUCAACGUGAAAAAAUUGUAUGGAAGUUUUAUAAUCUCGCAGCUAUUUGUCAGUGCUUGUCAAUGUUUGCAGUUGUAAUUGCAUUCGCAACUGGUAUGUUCGCUACUUUAUCACAUUCACUUGGUCUUGCUGUCUGUUUCAUAAGUAGCCUCACUAUUUUAUUGUAUAUCUUGGUUGUUACCUAUAUAGCAAGGAAUACUUGACUAUGAGAUUUUUCUGGAUAGUCUUUUGUUUAAUAGUUUCUUUUAAAUAUUACAAUGCUAUAGACCCAAUGUACCAUCACUAAAUAAUCCAUGGUACAACAACAACAAUAUACGCAGUUAAAACUCCGCAAGUGGAGUUUGGGGAGGAUAGAGUAUACAUAGCUAUUACCCGUACAUUGGAAGGCAGAGAGGUUCCCGAAUUUUUAUAGGCCUUCAGUGCAAAGAAAAACAAUUCAAAAAAGAAAUGUUAGAAGUGGAGAAGUCCUGACAAAAUACUUUUCCACUUAAGUAUAACGAUUUUGUCAGUUGCAGGGUUCAAACGUGUCACGUGCGCCUAAUUCACAAGUCUGUUCUUACCACUAGAUCGAAACCCUGGGUAAGACUAUGUUGCAUGGGUUUUUGACAUACGCGUUUUCAGUGUGACAUGGAUAUAGUUUCAAUGAUGGUUAAGGCGGUUAAGCUACGUGCACCUGUCUAAUUCUGGUUGUUUGGUCGCUCUUUUUAAUAGUCGAGAAUGUAAAUGGAAAACAUCCCUUGUGAAAGCCCCACGACCUGGUGGUCGGCGUAAUAAUAAUAACAA